Molecule: messenger RNA, 509 nt
Organism: Danio rerio (zebrafish)
Lineage: Eukaryota; Metazoa; Chordata; Actinopteri; Cypriniformes; Danionidae
Source: RefSeq, a predicted model, not a curated record
UAUAGUUUAAGGCGUGCUGGGAUGAUUAAGGCAUGAAUUAUGUGCUAGUGGUAAAUGCUGUUUUAUGAGAUUUUGUAACUUACUAACACUGAAUCGGUGGUUAAGGCGAAGCAUGGCGUGCGCAGUUUUAUUGGAUAAUAAUGCCAAACCAAAGUCUAUGAGCAGAGCAAAGCAAUGGACGGGUGAGGUGGAGAACCUGUACAGAUUUCAGCAAGCAGGAUACAGAGAUGAGCUCGAGUACAGACAGAUCAAACAGGCUGAGAUUGACCGCUGGCCAGACACCGGCUUUGUGAAGAAGCUUCAGCGUCGAGACAACACUUUCUACUACUACAACAGAAAGCGAGAGUGUGAAGACCGAGAAGUGCAUAAAGUAAAGGUGUAUGCAUACUGAUCCAACCUCCACUCCUGCACUUGUCAUUUUUAGCCAUGCUGUCUUUGCAAAACACAUGAUGUUUUGCUGUAUACUUAAUGCAAUGGUAUCUUUUUAAUUAUAAAAUGAUUUAAAUAAA